This is a messenger RNA of Colletotrichum fioriniae, 984 nucleotides long. The record is from RefSeq and is a predicted model, not a curated record. Lineage: Eukaryota; Fungi; Ascomycota; Sordariomycetes; Glomerellales; Glomerellaceae.
AUGACAAAGACAAGCCUUUUCGAAGACUAUGUGGUCACCGAUAGAGGCGGUGUCAUCGAAAACCGACACGGAGUCCACGCCGCAGUCGUCGAUGCCAGCGGCAAAAUCCUCUAUGCAGUCGGCAAUCCUUCACGAAUGACGCUGGCUCGCUCCGCGGCCAAGCCGGCGCAAGCUCUCGCAGUGCUCGAAACUCCAGGCUUUGACAGGGUAGGAGCGAAAGAGUCAGACCUGCGAUGCGGCGGUCACCCUUCAAUCUGUCCGGUAGUCGAUAGGUCCUGGAUCAGGGCUGACUUCACGCCCACCGAGAUCAACAAUAACUGCUCUGGUAAACAUGCGGGCAUGCUGGGCGGCGCGAAAGCUCUGGGUGCGAGUUUCGAGCACUAUCACCUCCCUCGCCAUCCGAUCCAGGUCAAAGUGAAACAAGUUGUUGAAGACUUGAGCGGGCUUAGCGGUGACGAGAUCAAGUGGGCAAUCGACGGGUGCAAUCUGCCAGCGCCUGGGCAACCUCUCUAUUCCAUGGGACGCAUGUAUGCAGCCUUUGCCGCGGCCGCGGAUGCUGUCGAGGAGGACGAAAACGCUCAACCCGCGAGAGUGAAGCGCAUGUCCGAUAUUUACAACGCCAUGGCGACGUACCCCGAGAUGGUCGGCGGAGAAGGACGUUUCUGCACUCUACUCAUGGAAGCGUACGAAGGCGGUCUCAUCGGCAAAGUUGGCGCAGACGGAUGCUACACCAUCGGUAUCCGAGCAUCAGAUUCCACGAAGAAACUUGGCGCGGAGGGAGCUGUUGGCAUUGCGGUGAAAAUCGAAGACGGAAGCCUCGAGAUCCUGUAUGCUGCGGUCCCUGAGAUACUGGAUCAGCUUCAAAUUGGGACGCCGGAGGAGCGACGAAAAUUGGCGAGCUUCCAUCAUCUGAAGCGCACCAACACCAUGGGCGUUGUAACGGGUCAGGUCUCGCACGCUUUCAGUGUUCGCCGUGUGGAUUAA